Eucalyptus grandis is the source of this 1577-nucleotide messenger RNA. RefSeq lists its product as uncharacterized. Bases 115 to 1302 code for a protein of 395 amino acids. The record is from RefSeq and is a predicted model, not a curated record. NCBI's taxonomy places the organism in Eukaryota, Viridiplantae, Streptophyta, Magnoliopsida, Myrtales, Myrtaceae. The transcript has a single exon.
UCAAUCUCUCCCCCUUCCUCCCUCCUUCCCUCCCUCCCCUUCCCUUCCCUUCCCUAUAAAAAAUCCUGCGUGCCGACUGUUCUCCAUUCUUGAAUCCUCCUCAAAACCACCGCCAUGGAUAUGGAAGUCGCGGUCCCGCUGCCGAACGUGGAGUUCAACUUCGACAGCACGUCCUCUUCUCCGUUCAUGACCGCCCCCUCCAGCCCCCAGCGCUUCGGCAACUUGUAUUUCAGCGCACCCACGAGCCCCACCAGAGCCUCGGCUUUCCUUCGCGAGCUGAGGAAUUCGAGAAGGUCCCUUUCCUCGAUACCCUUCGCCUGGGAAGAGAAGCCCGGAGUCCCGAAGGGCCAAGGGAGCGAGCUGAGCGGCGGCGGCGGCGGCGACGACGACGACGACGAUUUCGAGUUCGACUUCAGUGGUCAACUGGACAGGGCUUCGGCUUCUGCCGAUGAGCUCUUCGAUGGAGGCAAGAUCAAGCCUCUCAAACCACCGCCGAGACUGCAAGCCAGCUCGGGCGACGCUGACUCGGCGAUGAGCUCGCUUCCGGCGUCCCCGAGAUCGCCGUCGAGAUUCGCUCAGGGGAAGAGGAUGGUCCAAGAAGCUCUCUCUCCUCGCCACCACAAGAGAGACUUCGACCCCUUCUCGGCAGCCUUGGAAGAGACCCGGAAGCGACAGAUGAAUCUCAACCAACACGAGGACUCGAGCCGUCCUCGCGGAAGGGAAAGAAAGGCGGGAUCUUCCUCGUCGUCGUGGAUGUCGUCGGGCAGUUAUGUACGUAAAGGGACGAGAUCUUUAUCGCCCUUGAGGGUGUCCGACAUCAUGGAGGCCGAUCGAGAAGCCGAAGAUCGCGCAGCGCCCUCCGCCUCCUCGUCCUCAUCGAGCCAUGCUUCUUCAUAUUUCUCUUCCCUGUUGUCGUCGAUAUCGUUCUCCAAGGGCUACAGGAAGUGGAGCUUCAAGGACUUCCUGCUGUUCCGCAGCGCGUCGGAGGGGCGCGGCACGGAAAAGGAUCCACUGCGCAAGUACGUGGCUCUGUCGAAGAGAUCGCCAUUUAAUUACGUAGUAGCGGACGACGUGAAGAGCUCGAGCUUCAGGUCGACGGAGAGCGUCGGCUCGGUGAGCUCGAGGAGGAGAUCAGGGGCCGCGCCAGUGUCGGCGCACGAGCGGCAUUACACGGUGAACAGAGCGGUUUCGGAGGAGAUGAAGAAGAAGACCACCUUGCCAUACAAGCACGGGCUGCUGGGUUGCCUGGGGUUCAAUCCUUCUCCGGGCGUGCACGACUUGGCCCGGGUACUGGGUCGCUAACGCGCAUGGACCGAUCCCGAUAUCGCGAUCCGAGUUAGACUCUCUCUCUCUCUCUCUCUCUCUCUCGUUCAAGAGAACUGUAGAUUUUUGUGGUCCUGUAAUAUCUCUCAUAUUCAAAGCAUAUUAAGCAUACACAAGCGAUCUCGAUUCGAUUGUUUCUUUCACGUUUGUCUUGCGCUCGUAGGCCUUAUUCCUGAAUUGGACUCGAGGGUACAAACCUUUGUAGUUAAGACUGAACGGAAACAUUGAAUCAGUCCACGGCGGCUUUUCUUCUG